AUAACAACCGGCACGGCGGGCUAAACAAAGGCGUGCAGACUCUGAGUUAAAAACCUCAACUUUUAAACAAGAAAACUUAAAAAAACAAAAACAAAACGCAAUAGUUUGGGCUAAUACACCGUUGGAACAUAAGAGAUCUUUAUUAUUGGCCAGUUCAAUCAUAGCCACAAUUUUAGCUAGAGAUUUCUGAUUCUGAAACGUGAGCUCACCAUAAGUAGUCAUGGUCUGCCUGAAUGUGGACCUGAUUGCCAAAUCCCACGCACACUUGAAAAACAGAAGAAGCAUGUCUCUUUCACAAUAUCUGAAGAAAGUCACCCACCUGAAUUUUUCCAACAAAAAUAUUGAAGAUAUUGGGGAUAUUUCUAUAUGCAGAAACCUCACAGUCCUCUAUCUCUAUGACAACCGGCUGACACAGAUCUGUAACCUGGACUUUGCCUGCAGUCUCACACACCUGUACAUGCAGAACAAUAACAUCAAGCGCAUCGAGAGGUUCUCCUGCCUGCAGAGGCUCGCCAAGCUGUACCUGGGAGGCAACAACAUCUCUGUGGUCGAGGGGCUGGAGCAGCUGACGGAGCUCAGGGAGCUGCACCUGGAGGGUCAGAGGCUGCUACCGGGGGAGAAGUUGCUCUUCAUGCCCAGUAGCCUGUUGGCCGUCUCAGAAUCAUUAAAUGUUUUAAAUAUAAGCAACAACAACAUUGAUGAAAUUCAGGACCUUGCCGUUCUUAAGCGACUGAAACAGCUAUUUGCUGCCAAUAACCAACUUCAGGAUGUUGCGGAGCUAGAAGACGUUUUCAGCCAAUGGCAGGAGCUGUGCCGGAUGGACCUGAGUGGGAACCCGGUUUGUCACAAGCCCAAGUACUGGGAUACUGUGAUAACUGUGUGCAGGAGGCUUGAGGAGCUGGAUGGGAAGGAAAUUAGCGAAUUUUCCAGACAGUUUCUAAAAAACUGGAAAGCCUCAAGAGAGGUGAAAAAAAAGUCAGAGAGGAAAGACUAAUGACUGGACCGACAGCCUACCUGUUUCCCGGUAAGGACACCUCUGGUUGAAAUUUUAAGUGAGUAAUGUAGGCCUGUUACACAGCAAACUCGAGGAAGGGAUUAUUGAUAUAUAAAUGUGGGUUUUAGAAUUGUUGUGUGUAUAUAUAAAUAUAUGUUUUGUAUUUCAUCAUCAUCAUCAUCAUCAUCAUUAUUAUUAUUGUUAUUAUUUAGUAGUUGUAGCAGUAGUAGACCUAGUAGUUUGGUUAUUAUGGUUUCAGCGCUUACAUAAUUAUAUGUGACUUCAGGUUACCGUACCUAUUGUCAGGGGCGGAUUAACGCACAGGCUAGAUAUGGCUUAAGCCUAGGGGCCCCACGUGUGCCAGCCUGCAAGGGGGCCCCCAUUGGCGCGGAGGGGGGUGGGGUUGGGGGGCCCACAGACUACUGUAGCCUAGGGGCCUCUGUACACCUUAAUCCGCCCCUGCCUGUUGUAUUGAACAAAGUAAAAGUACUUGCCGAGUAGUCUAGUAUGACUGCACUAUCUUUGCAUAAUCUCCAGAUCCGUGUUUGCCCCAAAACGCAGCAUCUCUUUCUGUCAACUCCUCAUCCUGGUCAUACUUAGUCUGGAGUCUAACGCUGGCGCUUCGGUAAUCAAUAUUAGAUCUUUACGUGUAUUUCUUUUCAUCCACGGAAGUGUGUUUGUAAAAUAUAUUUUCCCAUUGAUUUUAAACCUAAUCAAUGACUCAUAAUAUGCAUUAUGACCUUCUCUGCCUCAUCCCUUGGAUCUUCCUAUUAGCACAUAUUCGCCAUUCCCCCCGUUUCCACCUGUUUUGUGUACCGCUCUUGCCAGCUGUCGUAGUACAUUCGCGCUGCUUUAAAACUUGAUCACCGGUCACCAUCUGUGACAUGAUCUAUGAUUUUGCAAAGGCCAGUUAAAGUUUAUGUAUAUAUUUAAUACUUUCGUUAAGACGCCAUAGUAUAACCCACUAAAUUUCCCCUCUAUUUUUGACUGACACUGGACUGUACCAUAAAUAUCGUAUUAUACCAAUAGGUCUAAUACUUAGUGACACCAAAGUUAUUACACUUAAGUAAUGUCAGAAUGUAGGAUCAGUUACACAGCCCCAGCUGAAAUGGUCAGGGGUCUUAUUGGUUCAGAUCUGGGAUUUGAUUUCCCUGUCUACCUAAACAAUAUUACUCAUAUAAUUCAUCAAAGCAGGUGUAUGAUUCUUCAAAGCAAACUGGUCUUUUACAUGGUCAGAAAAAUAAUCUAAAGCCUGUUGCAGUUUAUCCUUCAUUACUCAUCGUAAAAGCUUUAUUCAUUCAGUAUGAGUCUGCAAAUAGUCACACUUAUCAGGACCAUGACUUCCUUUAAAACACCAACCCCACUUGCGCAUUGUUAUUUAGAAGUUAUUUAGAAAGGCAAAGAGCAGCACACAGAUAUUAAACAGAACUGGGCGGAGAAAAUGACUACUGCCUACAGUAAAUCAUAAUUUACAAAUUUGUGAGCAAUUAUAGGAAGGUAUAUUUUGCAACUAGCGCACGUGAGCACGCAAUAUUUUCAGUAAUAAUUAGUAGGAAAUAUAGCAGUUUACAUAAGUGGGUGUGCGCGUAAAAAUGUUUGAAUAACUGUAUAAUAGGUUUUUCAAGUUUGCUGUUCUCUGUCAAGCAGACGGCGGACCCUGAAGUUUUCAACAAACGCAGAGGCGCCAAUUCUCCCCAAAUCCGGGUCCAUAUGGCUCUGUGAAAGCUGUAUAGCUAAGUUUAGCCAAAAUGGAUAUCGGCACUGUUGACAGAUCACUGCCUCUGUGCUGACGAAUAUAUCCCACAUUCAUGUUUAAAUAAGCUUAGUUGUUUUUAAUACACUGCUGAGGGCAUUUAUGGCUGCACUUGUUUCAAUCUUACACCUAGGACUGGAAAGCGUACUGAUAAUCGAAAUGUUGUAUGUUAUCCUGACAUACUGGAUGUUCACAUAUAUCCACGUCAAUGUGCUGGUUAAAUUCAAAAAGAAUUUAAAAUUGUGUUGUUAUAAUUACCUUAAAGUCAAGCAAGUUGUUUUGACAUUAUUUAACAUUAUUCAUAUGUGUUUUUGGGCAAUUUUAUUUGUUGAGUGAGAAUUUCGUUUUACAUGUACAAUGACAAUAAAGACAUUCUAUGAAAGCAAGAAUUGUACGUGUUGCAAUAACCCAGGUAGCAUUUCAAAUAUACUAAUACAACAUACAAGACAGUGGAGCUUAGGAAUAUGAAAAAUAUCAGGAAAAGUGUAUGAAUGUGUGAAUUUCGUAUAAAAUCUAUAUGAAUUACUUGUUACAGUAUAUAAUUCAAAAAUACCGAAUAAAGAAAGCUGCUAAUGGUAUCUAUUUGUCGCGUUCCUUCUGUUAAAUUAAAUAUUUCAAUUUCCGAAAUAA
Paramormyrops kingsleyae is the source of this 3377-nucleotide messenger RNA. RefSeq names its product protein phosphatase 1, regulatory subunit 42 (gene ppp1r42). The record is from RefSeq and is a predicted model, not a curated record. NCBI's taxonomy places the organism in Eukaryota, Metazoa, Chordata, Actinopteri, Osteoglossiformes, Mormyridae. Gene Ontology annotation, molecular function: protein binding.